AUGAAAUGAGUCACAUAAUAGUAAUAAGAGAGUAUAAACCAGGGGAUGAAUUAAAUUGUCAUGAUAUGAUGAAAAAAAAUAUAAUGUCAUCAUUAAACACAGCAUUUCUCGCAAAUGUUUUUAAAGAAUUGACAUUUCAAUUGAUGAUAUUGUCUGCCGCAAUAAUGUUCAUAUUUUUUGGACUGCCAUUUACAUUUUGUCUUCUGGUUAUUCCAUUAAUUAUAAUUAUUACAUAUGCAACGACUUAUCUUGGAUUUACGAUGAUAACUGCUGAAAUAAAUCAAGAAUUAACUAAAAUAUCAAGACUUUACAUGUCAAAUGCAUUCUCGUGUUUUUGGGUAGCAGAAGCAUUUCAGCCUUUCACGAUGACUCGUAAUCCAGCUGAAAUUAAUUACACAGUAAUGACAGAGAAACAGUUCCGUGAUUCAAAUAUUGAUGUAUCAUCACAAUAUAAAAAAAUCGUAGGUACUAUUGGAUUAUUAAAAAGUCAUAGGAGCGAAAAAGGUGCAUGGAUAAAAAGGUUGUGCGUUGAUAAAAAUUAUCGGCGCAAAGGAGUAGGUUCUUAUUUACUCACAACGGCGGUUAAAUUUGCAAUUGACCAAGGAUACAGCUGUGUCGAUCUCGUUUUUUCUGAAUACACAGACGGUUGUCGUGAAUUGUGUUUCAAAAAAGGUUUUGAAUUGAAACAAAUGUAUCAUAAAUCAAUUAUUGGACCAAUUGUUAAUGUUCUUCAAUAUGAAUUGACAUAUCAAAUUAAACCACUUGAUGAUUAUUAUAAUAAUCAGUAUAGUAGUUAUAACAUUUAUAACUCAAAGCAACAUUUUCUAUAGACUGAUUAUUCAUUAAGAUAUAUAAGGAUUAAAAUUAAUAAUUCAUAUUUUUAUACUGAAUUUUUUAUAC
This is a messenger RNA of Microplitis demolitor, 900 nucleotides long. RefSeq lists its product as uncharacterized. The coding region runs from base 6 to 830 and encodes 274 amino acids. The record is from RefSeq and is a predicted model, not a curated record. The transcript has 2 exons. Lineage: Eukaryota; Metazoa; Arthropoda; Insecta; Hymenoptera; Braconidae. Gene Ontology annotation, molecular function: N-acetyltransferase activity.